Molecule: messenger RNA, 3687 nt
Organism: Leptinotarsa decemlineata (Colorado potato beetle)
Lineage: Eukaryota; Metazoa; Arthropoda; Insecta; Coleoptera; Chrysomelidae
Gene: mib2
Product: E3 ubiquitin-protein ligase mind bomb 2
Biological process (GO): protein ubiquitination
Cellular component (GO): cytoplasm
Molecular function (GO): protein binding; ubiquitin-protein transferase activity; zinc ion binding
Source: RefSeq, a predicted model, not a curated record
CAUUAAUAAACAAUAUAAAUAUACCGAUAGUAAACUAGUUUCACCAAAGAAAACUAUAUUAAAAAUUUGCUCACUGCUUCCAGCUUUUUGGUUAUUCAAUUGAUCAUAAUAACAUGACACUAGGAAGUACUCUUUGACACGAAUAAUAUUAAUUCUCGUUUGGCACCGGUUUAUUCAUCGGGAAACCCACCACGUUUGUUUUUUGUUCCAUGUCAUAUAAGUCACGAAAUAACUAGAGAAACGGAAAUACUUGUGAAAUGUCAGUUUACCUUAUUUUGUAUUGUCAGAUGUUUAUUUAUUGCUUUUACGCACAAGUGAAAGAUACGAACUAAUUGAAAUUGCUAUAAAUAUACUCAGUUUAUAAGUAGAUGGUCUAAGAAUAAUGUAAUUAACAAUAAAUAGUUGGAGAUUAAGAAAUAUAACUAUUUUUGUUUUUGUUAAAUGAGGUGUGAAAGUUAAGCUUUCAUUUUCCUGCAAAAUAUUUCAGUUUUCCUGAUAUGUUGAAAAUGUUUUAACUGUAAAAUUAGGAAUCUUGACAUAACAUGUGGACUCCUGGUGUUCGAAUCGUGAGGGGGCCUGACUGGAACUGGGAAAACCAAGAUGGGGGAGAAGGGCAUAUUGGAACAGUAUGUGAAAUAGGAAGAACAGGAACAGUUGGAGCACCAGAUAAAACAGUUGUAGUGCAAUGGGAUAACGGAUCCAGAACAAAUUAUAGGGUCGGUUAUGAAGGGAAGUUUGAUCUGAGAAUCAUCGAUAAUGCACAAAUUGGUGUGAGGCAACCAAACAUAGUAUGUGAUGGUUGUAACAGUCAGGGAAUUAGCGGAAUGCGGUACAAAUGCAUGAUUUGCUAUGACUAUGACUUAUGUUACAUGUGUUACCAUGGAGAUAAACAUAACCUCACCCACACUUUCAAAAGAUUUGAUUCUGCAAAUUAUGUUGGGGUCGAUCUUCCACCACGUGCCAAUGGUAGAAAAUGUGAGUUGAGGGGGAUUUUUGUUGAUGCCAAAGUAGUAAGGGGCUUCAAUUGGGAAUGGGGAAACCAGGAUGGGGGAGAAGGAAAGCUUGGUAUUGUUUUGGACAUCAGGGGUUGGGACAAUGAGAGUAGUAGGUCGGUGGUGAAUGUCCGUUGGUAUUAUGGAUCUACUAAUGUAUAUAGGUUGGGCCACAAAGGAAAUUGUGACAUAAAAUUCGUAGAAUCUUCUUCCGGUGGUUAUUAUUAUCCAGAUCAUCUUCCAGUUUUAGGCCAAAAUGUAGAUCAACAAGUAAUUAGACCUAGUAGAUCAGGUCCUUGCCCUUUUGGAAUCGGAGAUAAAGUAAAAGUUACUGUUUCAGUGGACCAACUAAAAGCUAUGCAACAGGGUCAUGGAGGAUGGAAUCCCAGGAUGGCUGAUUACAUCGGAAAAGUUGGAUCUGUUCAUCGGGUGACAGACAAAGGUGACAUUAGGGUUCAAUACGAAGGUUGCAACAACCGUUGGACUUUCAAUCCCAUCACUCUUCAUAAAGUCAAUAGUUUCGCAGUGGGAGAUGUAGUAACAUUGAUAACAGAUGCAGAAAAAGUCAAAGAAUUGCAAAGGGGUCACGGCGAAUGGAUUGAAAUCAUGAGAAAUUCCUUAGGAAAACUUGGUAAAGUUCUCAAAGUAUAUUCGGAUGGAGACUUGAGGGUUCAGCUGGAAGGCCAUACUUGGACGUUGCAUCCUCAGUGUGUGAGGAUCAUCCCUGGGAGUGCAGCGGAACUGGCAAACACAAUGCAUGCUCUUCAAAACCAAAGACAAGAGCCGUCAAUACAAUGGUCACCUGCCAAACAGGCAGAAGAUCAGAGUAACAGUCUAGCGGAUCAGCUAGUACGAGCAGCAGCUCAGGGCCAUUUGGAAGCGGUGAGGGGGCUGCUGAAAAAUGCUCCCCGCAAUGCGGUAGAAGGGCGUAGCAGCGGCAAAACUGCACUCCAAGUAGCCUCUCACCAGGGACACGUGCACGUCGUCGAACUUUUACUCAAAUGUGGGGCUUCCGUGAAUGCUAGCGACAACGACGGAGAUACUUGCUUGCACUACGCAGCAUUCGGUAACCAGCCAGAGGUUUUGGAUUUAUUGGUCAAAACUGGAAUAGAGGUUAAUGCUGCCAAUUUCAGUGGAUGUACUGCUUUACACAUAGCGGCUCACAAACAACCAGCGAAAUGUAUUGAAAUCUUGCUGGCAGCAGGCGCAAACCCGAAUUGCGCUGAUCAUUACGGUGAUACUGCUUUACAUGAUGCCAUUGGAAAGGAUAAUCUGCAGGUUAUAGAACACCUGUGCAGAGCACAAGGAACGGACUUCACCCUUCAAAAUAAACGUGGAUUCAACGUGUUACACCAUGCAGCUUUGAAAGGAAAGACUUUUGCAACUAGGAAAUUGCUAAGCGUCGCCAGACAAUUGGUAGAUGUCAAAAAAGAUGACGGUUUUUCGGCUCUACAUCUGGCCUCCCUCAAUGGCCAUAAAGAUGUAGUAGAAACUUUAGUUAGGUUGGGACAAGCCGAUAUAGACUUGAGGAACAAUCGAAACCAGACUGCCCUUCUUCUGGCUGUGAGUCAAGGCCACUGCGCUGUCAUCGAACUACUCGUCAGACUGAAAGCCAACAUAAAUGCCAAAGACGAAGACGAGGACACCGCCUUGCACUUGGUCCUGACGAAACGCAACCACCUCAACGGUGAAGUCGAUCGCGACGAGAGCCCCGAAAUAUACGCCAUAUACCAGAAUCUCGCCCACCUGCAGGAGUGCCACAUGGCGAUGGCGAUCGCGUGCUUCCUCAUACAGAAAGGCGUCGACCUUGACGCUCUCAACGGCAAAGGUCUCUCUGCGCUGACCAUAUUGCAGGACGAGGUUCUGCAGGACUUGGUGAAGAGCUACAAGCCGACCGAGGAAGACGUGGAACAGGCGGAGGACGUUUGCAAUUUGGAUAGUUUGACUCUGAACGAGAAUGGCAGGGAGGGAUAUAACUUGACAGAAGCAGGGCCAAACGGGGGAGCUGCCGGAGAAGGCGGACAACGGAGAAGGAGUAGGCUGAAGGUGGAUAAGGAUAAAGUGGGUACAUCGCAAGACAGUCAAGACGAGGAUCUGGUUCCCAAGAAACCCGUCGAGUGCUUGGUUUGCUCCGAACUCUCUGAAGAAAAUGUUCGACUCGAGCCAUGCAACCACAAACCGGCCUGCGAAGACUGCUCGUCGCGUAUGAAAAAAUGUUUGCAGUGUAGUCAGAUCGUACUGAAGCGCAUCACCAAGGACGGCAGAGUAAUUCCGGCAAAAAGUCGACAGCCCAGUGCUGAGCGCAUGAGAUAUUUGGAGUGCAAGAUAGCAGAGAUCGAGGAAAGUCACGCUUGCGGUAUCUGCAUGGAGAGGAAGCGGAAUGUGGUGUUUCUGUGUGGACACAGCACUUGUUCGAGAUGUGCCGAUACGUUGAAAAUAUGUCACAUGUGUCGCAAGACCAUUACCAAAAAAAUUCCUAUUUAUUAAUGGUUUUGCUAGGGUUUGAGUCAAUGGCUAGAAUUUGCUUUGGUUUGUAACGUACAAAGUGUUGGCGAUAAUUUUUUACCAUUUCAUAUCGACCAGUUUGUAUCCACUCCGUUUGUUACAUGAAGGAAUUCUCUUGUGAUAUUUUGCAUUUUACUUGAACAUGCUAAAUAUAAUGAAUUAUUAUUUAAUAAUAACUAUUUAGACAAAC